GGGGCGGAGCGGGCCGGGAGGCGGCGGCGGAGCGGCGAUGGAGCCCCGCCGGCCUCGGCGCUGAGCUUCCCCCCCCCACCUCGCCGCGGCAUGGCCGGCCUCAUCAAGAAGCAGAUCCUGAAGCACCUGUCCCGGUUUACGAAGAAUCUCUCUCCAGACAAAAUCAACCUGAGCACGCUGAAGGGGCAGGGGCAGCUGACCAACCUGGAGCUGGACGAGGAGGUGCUGCAGAAUGUGCUGGAGCUGCCCACCUGGCUCGCCAUCACCCGGGUCUACUGCAACAAGGCGUCCAUCAGGAUCCAGUGGACAAAACUGAAAACACACCCAAUCUGCCUGUACCUGGAUAAAGUGGAGGUAGAGAUGCGAACAUGUGAAGAGCCUCGGCCACCCAACGGACAGUCUCCCAUUGCUCUUGCUGCAGGUCAAAGUGAAUAUGGCUUUGCUGAAAAGGUCGUCGAGGGGAUGUUUAUUGUUGUCAAUUCCAUCACUAUCAAGAUUCACUCCAAGGCCUUCCAUGCUUCUUUCGAACUAUGGCAGCUCCAAGGCUACAGCGUCAACCCCAACUGGCAGCAGAGUGACUUGCGGCUCACCCGCAUUACAGAUCCGCAGAGAGGAGAGGUUUUGACAUUCAAAGAACUCACCUGGCAGACACUUCGGAUAGAAGCAGAUGCCACCGACAAUGGUGAUCAGGAUCCUGUUACUACUCCUCUGAGACUCAUUACCAACCAGGGGAGGAUCCAGAUCUCUCUUAAGAGAAGAACCAAAGAUUGCAAUGUGGUGGCAUCGAAGCUGAUGUUUCUUCUUGAUGACCUUCUCUGGGUGCUGACAGACUCUCAGCUGAAAGCAAUGAUGAAGUAUGCAGAGUCUCUGAGUGAAGCCAUGGAGAAGUCUGCCCAGCAGAGGAAAAGCUUGGCACCGGAGUCUGUACAGAUCACACCGCCUGCUCCGAGUACCCAGCAGUCCUGGUCGCAGCCAUUUGGAGUCAGCCCGAAUGCAAGCAGCAUUGGUCAAUACUUUGAUAAACAUGACAUGAAAGAGUCGUCAUACCACCUCCUCAUCUCACGCCUGGAUCUGCACAUUUGUGAUGACAGCCACACUCGAGAGUCAGGCACUUUGAAGCACGGGAUGCUGGGCGGUGCUAUGCAGCUGACCUUCAGGAGGAUGGCUUUUGACUAUUAUCCUUUCCAUAGGGCAGGAGAUGCCUGCAAGCAUUGGGUGAGGUACAGCGAGGCAAUGGAAGCACGGGGUCAGUGGGCAAAAAGGUUGGUCAGUGAAUUUCAAAGCAAGAUUGAGAAGCAUUACGAAGAAACAGACUCUGCCUUUGCCAAGACUCCACUUUCCCCCUUCAAAAGGAAACCAGAUACAUCUCCAAGUCCUCAUAAAAGCCCCUUGGAGAAAGGCCGUGUACCUCCUUCAAGUUUGCCACAACUUCGGCACCCUCCCUGGAACCGGCUUCGAUCCAGCUGUGUGGUAGUUCGUGUGGAUGACUUGGAUGUUCACCAGGUUUCUACAGCUGGUCAGCAUAGUAAGAAACCUUCAACCUUGCUUUCAUGUAGUAGAAAAUUCCUCAACCUUCCUGAUCAGGUCUCUGCAAUCCAUAUUGAAUUCACAGAGUAUUACUUCCCAGACAAUCAGGACUUUCCAGUUCCAUGCCCAAACCUGUAUGUACAGCUGAAUGGUUUGAUGCUUACCCUGGAUACAGCAAGCAUGCUCUGGAUAAACCUCUUCUGUCUGGAUCUUUAUCGCAGCUUGGAGCAGUUCAAAGCCAUCUACAAGCUGGAGGACUCAGGCAAACGUGAUGAGCAUAUUGACGUCCGACUGGAUGGCUUCCGGCUGAAGCUCAACAUCCCUGUGGAGAAGAAAGUCACUGACCACCAAGACCGUCCGCAGACGCUCUGCAUCCGUGUGACGGAGAUGACUGCCACCAACACCCGCCACGCUCCCUUCUGCAGCUGCCAGGACCUCCAGAGCCUCUUCCGUAAAUUUGCCAGUUCAGAAUUCUUCCACUCCAGCUACAGCCAGUUCCCGAGGUCUCAGGACAACUUCAGCCUCCUCCACACCCUCUUCUUGCGCCAUGCAUACGAGGUGGAUGACAGACCUCAGAAGCAUACGGGUUUUCCCCAGCCAUUGCGCAAAAUCUCUGCCUCUGAAGAUCUGUGGUCUAUGAAUUUCACUGAGCUUUCCCUGGACUUCGAGGGUGCUGAGAGCUCUAAGGGCAGAGCCCUUAGCUUUAUUGACCCAUUUCCCCUCUCCAUUUGGGCCUGUCUUCCCAAGAGAUGGGGGCAAGCUCAGUUAUCUAAACGACAAGAAUCGUCUGCCUCUGAUAUAAAAAUCAAGCCUUCUGCCAGUUUCAGCAAUCACUCCAAGAAUGAAAACCUCUCCAGAGAGCAUGGGGUUUGCCAAAGAUCAAGGACUGACCAGGAUCUGAAGAACGUCUACAAGGUCGCAGAGACGAUGGAUGUCUUGGGAGAGUCUGAGUGUAAAAUUGAUGAUGGAGUAGAUGAUAAAGAGCUGGAAGCCUCUGCUGAUAUCCAUGUGCUUUUGUCCUCGUCUGUUCACGUCAAAGUUCGGCUCAACCACUACCAAUACUUGGUGCUGCUCAGGAUGAAAGAAGUUCUGCAAACGCUACAGGAACAGCUGGCCCAGGAUACCCAGGAGGUGACUGGGUCUCCUUUAGAUCCCAUGUCUGCCUCUGUGGGAGUUCUGUUCCACAGUGCCGAAGUGGCCCUGCUCAUGAACCCCGCUCCAGGCUCCUGCCUGGAACCCAGAUCCCUCGACUCAGACACAACGAGCCUGAUCGAGUCGGAGCUCUCGCCCUCAGACAGCAAGGAGGGGCUGGCAGCUGAAGAGAAGGAGCAGAAAUCUGAGACCGGUUCCGAGAAGGGAAUGUGCGGGACCUCAAAGGUCCCAGAGGACCGUGAGAUUGAAAACACAGGUACCAACGUAACCGGCACGCCACUGGAGAGGCUCCAAAGAUCUGCAAGCGAUGGAGCUCUGACUACAGCUCCGCAAAGUAAAAGCGUGGAGGAGAAAGGUCUGAUAGAGGAAGCACGUGAAGCUGUGGAAGCCCUGGUUACAGAAAGACCAGAAGAGCCCAGCAGUCAUCCUCAGAGCCCUCCUGCCCUCCCUUCUAGCCCAACCUCGGACGUCCAGCCCUUGGGGAGAGGAAACAUCGUUCUCAACGGCCAGGCAGAACUCAUCCCUUUGAAGAACCUAGAGGUGGAGUUGUCUAGCGCGCUGCAUAUCACAAAGGAUGCCACCAAGGAAGCUCUGCAUGUGACUAUGGACCUCACCAAAGAAGCCAUGUCUAUAACAAAAGAUGCUCUGAGCUUGAGCCGGGAGAAGAUGACCUCCACCAUGCAGAAAAUGCUCUCUCUCCCCCCAGCCAAGGAUUCUUUGCCCAAAGCAGAAGAGGGAGCAGUGACUCCAGGUGGGGGUGGCAGCAGCCGAAUGCGUUUCUUCUCCAUGAAGAGGACAGCGUCCCAGCACUCCUUUGACACCACGUCUGUGGAUGGGAGCGGUCCCGAGGACGGGCUGUCCGUGGACAGCGAUGGCAGCGAUGGCUUUGUGAUGCUCACGGAUUCUGAGCCCAGCCUGGACCCUCUUCCCCCAGGGCACCUCCUUCAGACCCACAACAACACGGGCAGUAGAGCAAGCCUGAUGGCAGAGGAUGAGGGUGCAGUGUCUCCUGAAAUAAACAGCUCGACUUCACAGAGCGGAGAGGAGCCCAGCCUUCAGCUGGUGUCAGUCCUGGUACUGAAGAUGAAUGAGGUGAACUGUGGAAUAGAGGCACGAGGUGACGAUUUGUCUGUUGCUUUACAAGUAAUGAAGGUGGUCCCGGAGCAACUGAACAACGUUGGAAUGUGGCAGUACUUGCGUGGCUAUGUGGGAGAUACAGGUGUGGAGAAGCCUUCAGUCCCUGAAGCUAAUAAGACCCAGCCAGAAGUGUGUUUGCGUCUCGAAGUAGGACCUAACGCCGCUGUGCACUCACCACUUGCUGUUCAGAAUGGCUUCCUUCAUAUGCUGGUCCACAGUUACAGGGCAGAGCUCUUCAUGUCUUUCCUCACCAACCUCGGCCCUUUUCUCGAGGAUGAAAUAAUCCCCGAGGUGAUCCCCAUGGAGAUAGAAGUUGUGGAUGCCAAAAUCACGCUGAAGGAUGACAGCCCUCGGGUAUACCCUACCUCCCCUGGCCCUGUUCCUAUCACCUUGGCAGUAGAUCACAUCGUCGUGAAGCGCAGAGAUGAUGGGGUUUUCUAUCUAUCAGCUCCAGGACAGGAGGACUCACUGGGACUGGAAAAACCUGAACCAGUUGUUCAAGACCAGAAGGCCCCAGCAGAGUGUGUCUUGGCAGCACCCCCAGGAGGAGUGCGUGGACUGCAGCUAAAGGACCUGCCAGAGUUGCAAAGGGAACUUCAGACCGUGAAAAUAGCCCUUGCAGAAGCCAACAUGGACAAGGCUCGCCUUCUGCAGGAAAUUAGGAAAUACAAUCCCCUCUUCCAGCUCUGACAGCGAAGGUGCAGGCUGCAGCUGCUCGGGAGGAGUGGAGCCCACCACCAGCACUAAGGCGGCUAGUUUGAUUACCUUGCUGCUAAACGGGUCAACCUCCUGCAGACUGAUCGUCUCAGAGAAUGGAAACCAACUGUGACUGCAAAAUACACUUGGAACCGGGAGAAAGGACGAAAAGCGUGGCUGAGCAACACCGAAGGAACCAGGGGGAUUUACCGCUUGCUGCCACUUUCCUCUGUCCUGGCAAUAUGGUGCUACCAUCUGUCACUGACCCAGGGCAGUGCUCGGUCUACAAACAAGAGGUCAGAAGCUGGUGCGGGGACCCCACGUCUCUCCGUCCAUGCAGUGGUAGUGACAGCUUGCUUUCAGCCCUCAUCUCCCAUCUAGAGAUGGUUGAUGCGGGGGUUUUGCUUCUUUCAGCCUUCCUCUUGGUGUUCUUGCCCACCCACGCGUGCUAAAGAACACAGCAAAAGGAGGACAGCUGGCUUCACCCCAUCAAGGAGUGACAGGGAAUAGGUAUGGCAGAAAACGUUGCUCAGAGCUCUGAUGUGAAAGGUCGUGUGUUGGCAGAGACAGACUUAGGUCAGCAGGUGUGGGAGAUGCAGAGGGGAUUUCCUCCUUGUGGAGGAAGGGGGCUACAGCUCAUCAUCCCCUCAAGAGCAGGGCCAGGAUAGUAAAGAAAUUUCUUCAGUUUUCUUUUUCCACCAGUAAUUUGUCAUGUCAGGACAGAAUCAGGAGCAUAUUAGACUUGGUCUAGUUCAUUCUCAGUCCUGCAAUAUUUGGCUUCACGGAUGCAGAAGCACAGAGGAAUUCACUAUUUCAUUACAAAGCACUGUUUAACCUUUCUUUAAUUUUACAGUCAAAGAAUCGGGGUGAAGGAAGCUGGCUAAGUCAUGGAAGGAGAAGCCCUAUGCAUUUCCUUUGGGCUGUGCAUUGUCCUCAAACCCUUCUGUGCUGGAGUUUCAUCAGUGGAGAGAGGGAAAGCAGCACUGGCCGCACAGAGAGAGUGCUGUCUGCUUUCCUACAGGGUCAUGUAUUUUUAAUAGCACUGAGCUCAUACCCAGUCUUAAAUGUCUUUUAGCAGGGAUGCUGGUGUGUGGGUCAGGAGAAGGGUGCUGGCCAGGUCCCUCUGGGUGGAGGCUGACGCUAUGAACCGCUCACUGUGGGAUGGAGACGAAACAGUAGGUAUUUGUUGAGCAUCGUUUGCGUUCUCACCUUUCAUGAAGCAGCUUCCUUGGAGAAGUCUCUGUGGUCAAACAGCGAUCGAUCUCAUUUAUAAAGAAACUGCAUUUAAAAGUGUGGAGGGAAAAAAAAAAAAGGAAAACACUAGAAAAACAGGAAACGAGCACUAGUUUUAAAAAAGGAAAUGUCAUUUAUGAAGUGUGAGAAUCAAAUCCACUCCGAGAGGCAAACUGCUGCGAGGUUUCUUUGCUCUGCUAGUCCAGGUAGUACGUGGUCUGUGCACUGAGCAAAGAAGCUGCUGAAAAGGGCGGUCGUGAAGGGAAAAGCUGUUACAGAGGAGAAUCUGCUCUGUUCUAACAGGGAGUGGUGAAACUUCCAGCCCAUCUACGUUAUGGAUGGAUGCCCGUUCCUUCCCCUGUUACACGUAGCAUUUUACUGUGUGCAGAGUUCGUUUGAUUUUAUCAUAUUUCAAGCUUGGAUUUGGAUUUUUCCAGAUACCUGUGGUGUCUGUGUGGAGGCACGAUUUCCGGUGCACAUGCUUCUCAGUGCAUGUCAAACAGAGUAGCGAUUGCCACGCACUGUGUGCUAGCAGAGGUGACAGA
Messenger RNA from Cygnus atratus (black swan), 6290 nucleotides. RefSeq names its product bridge-like lipid transfer protein family member 3A (gene BLTP3A). The transcript is spliced from 21 exons. Gene Ontology annotation, molecular function: histone deacetylase binding. Bases 91 to 4506 code for a protein of 1471 amino acids. NCBI's taxonomy places the organism in Eukaryota, Metazoa, Chordata, Aves, Anseriformes, Anatidae. The record is from RefSeq and is a predicted model, not a curated record.